AUGGUGCUCUUCACUCAUAUCGCCGGAGGAUCGGCUCCGUCCUCCAUAGUCGUCUGUGUGGCGCUAUUACUACUCGCAUGCCUACAGACCGUCGUCGCCGAGAUCGAUUCGGUCUUCAAAUCUCGACCCGAUCUCUAUCCCCCAGUCCUUACUUUGGAACAUAGAGUUCCCGACAAGCUUAGUCCGGGUUACAUCUUUGUCGGCCCGUACGAAGCGUCCAAUUCCGGCCCGUAUAUCUAUGAUGAUGAGGGGGGAAAGGAUCACUUGUGUUUCUUCCAGGGUGUUCAGCAGAAUGGGUAUUGCCGAGGUCAUGGGGUCAUCAUGGAUGACCACUAUCGCAUCGUUCGAACCGUGGUUCCCGGAGGCGGCAUGGCAUCCAGCGAUAUGCACGAAUUUAUGCCUAUCAAUGACGGCAAGACUGCCUUGAUGACAGUGUACCAGCAGCGACAGUUCGACAUGUCCCCGUGGAACGUCAAGUCCGGCAUGGGAUGGGUGAUGGAGAGUAUCUUCCAGGAGGUGGAUGUGGAGACCAACGAAGUUCUGUUCGAGUGGAAGUCCCUCGACCACGUCGACCCUUCGGACGCCUACACCUGGCCGAGUCACACGGAUACGUCGGGCACUGGGCUGGACCCGCGCUCGCCCUGGGAUUACUUCCAUAUCAACUCGAUCGAUAAGAACGCUGACGGCGAUUAUUUGAUCUCCUCGCGCCACACGUGCGCGAUCUACAAGAUCUCCGGCAAGGAUGGAUCCAUCAUCUGGCGGUUGCAUGGGGCGCAUCCCACGUUCAAGAACAUCAACUUCAGUUUCUCGCAGCAGCACGAUGCGCGGUGGCUUGGUGAAAACUCCACCCACACUUUGCUGUCUCUGUAUAACAACGGGUUCAAUGGGUUCAACCGCACCCAUGACUUCUCCUCGGGCAUGAUUAUCCUUAUCGACCACCAGGACAACACCGCCACCCAGCUCCACGACUACUCCCCUCCCGGCAAGACCAUGAUCAGCUCCAGUCAGGGUAACAUGCAGGUCCUUCCGAACAAGAACGUAUUCAUUGGGUGGGGUAACAACGCCUAUGUUUCCGAACAUGACGAAGAAGGCAACGUGCUGCUCUGGGGUUAUAUCGACAAGGAUCGCAUCAUGAACUACCGGGCGCAAAAGUUCGAGUGGGAUGGAAUGCCUACCGACGUGCCGGCGCUGUGGACGUACUCGCAAUCCAUCGACACCUUCUCCCCGACGACGUUCUAUGUCAGCUGGAACGGAGCUACGCGGGUGAAGUACUGGCGGUUCUACGGCGCGACCAACUCGACCGGCCCGUAUAUGCUCAUCAAGCAGGUUGAGAAGAGGGGAUUCGAGACGAGCUACUCAGCACCACACUUCUACCGAUGGACCUACGCGGAGGCGGUGGAUGUGGAGGGCAAGGUUCUGGGCAAGUCGCGCAGCAUGUUUACCUUCACGCCGUCGCCCGAUCUGCAGGGCCACUGUGGUAGGGAAUCAUGUGAGAAUGCGCAGACGUAUGGAAUGCCUGGCGAGGAGGGCGCUGGACCUGUGAUUCCCCCAGCGGGUAUCAACACCGUCCCUUGGGUCGAUCCUGGUCACCCCGAUGCGCACUUCGAUUGGGGUCAGACCGGGGAUGAUUCGGAGGACAGUGAGAGCGGGAAGAGUAACCCCGCUGACUAUCGUAAUCUAGAUAACAACGUGGGAUGGAUCGCCCCGGUCUUCGGCUUUGUCGUUGCCAUCGUGGCUAUCUAUACCAUUAUGCGGAUAUACCGGCGCCAGCAGCAAUUUAGCCGGGUGAAGGAGAGGGCAUCGACGGAGAGUGUAGAUAGGGUCGAGAGGUCCAAGCCCUGGACGGAAUCGGAGACCCCGUGCCGGGGAAGAGAUGGGUUUAGUUUACUAUUUAGUUUACUACAGUGGAAGUAUCAUCCUCGUAACUCUCCAAUGCCUGCGCCAAAAUCCGGCUCUCAAGGAACCGCCGGGCGUCCGUCGUUACCCUCUUUAUCGCUUUCCUCCACCACCCCUUCCUCGGCCAUCUCUACUCCAGCGGCCACUCCCAACCCCCUCUCGGCCACCUCCUCCUCCUUCGCCCAAUCCUCCAAGAGCCGGAAUGCUCGUCAUACCCGAGCUACUUCCUGGACAUCCGGUCACGAUCAAGGCGGCGAACCCGACCCCGCGGACUUAACCUCUUCUCAACAACGUCGUCGCAGAGAAUCCAACAUCUCAUUAGCCGACGUCUCUGAGGGCUCUUCCGGCCGCUACGACGACGAUUCCGACGACCAUCGCUCGCACGCCGACAUGGCCAUGAGAAACACCUCCUUCGACUGGGGUCCUGGACACGCUCGCAGCCGCUCCCAUUCCUACAGCCAGCCACAAAUGUCGCUUUUACAACCUCAAGAACUGGCCGACUCGUCGGCUCCCCGGCCUCGUCCAGCACCGGUAACAUGGAUGUCCCUUCCGCGCAAAGGGCAGCUGGCUCUCUUGGGUCUCUGCCGUGUCUUCGACUUCCUUCAGAUUGCCUCCCUGCAGGCGUACAUGUUCUACCAACUGAAAUCCUUCGAUGAGAACCUCUCCGACGCCGAUGUCUCCACCCAGGCCGGUAUCCUCCAGGGUGCCUUUACCGCCGCGCAGUUUGCGACAGCCAUCCCUUGGGGCCGUGUGGCCGAUGCAGAAUGGGGUGGUCGGAAAUUCGUCUUGCUGGUUGGUCUUAUCGGUACCGCACUGUCCUGUCUGGGUGUUGCCUAUUCGACGUCUUUCGCGCAGGCCGUGUUCUGGCGUUCGUUUGGCGGUGCCAUCAACGGAACAGUGGGUAUUAUUCGGACCAUGAUUGCGGAGAAUGUCAAGGAGAAGAAAUACCACUCGCGCGCGUUCCUGAUUCUGCCUAUCGGGUUUAAUGUCGCUGCGCUGUUCGGACCGGUGAUGGGUGGUAUGCUGGCUGAUCCGGUCAAGGCUUAUCCUCGACUCUUCGGUCCUGACUCUUCUUUUGGAGGCGCCGACGGUGUGCAGUGGCUUAUUCGCUACCCGUAUGCGCUGCCCAUGCUGGCAAAUGCCAUUUUCCUGACGUUUGCUGCGGUCUGUGUCGCCAUCGGUCUUGAAGAGACUCUGGAAGCUUGCAAGGGCAAGCCCGGUCUGGGCGUGUUCUCGAUGCGCAUCUUUGCUCGCGGCAUUCGGGCAGUGGUUCCCUCGAACUCUCCAUUGUACCAGAGACUGCCGUUCGCGGACUACGACGAGGCUGGUCCUCUGCUGAACCGCAGAGACCCGGCCGAAAGUUACGAGAUGGAAGAGAAGGCGACCAAGACAAGCCGCCAGGCUCGCACCUUGCCUUUCCGCCGGAUCUGGACCAAGAACGUGCUGUGCACGCUGUUGGCGCAGGCGUUCUUUGACUUUCAGAUGGGUGCUUUCAACAACCUCUGGUUGCUUUUCCUCUCUACUCCGCGUUAUGAUGCCAACGACCCGGCCAGCCCGGUCCAGAGACUGCCCUUCAUCUUCACUGGCGGUUUGGGUAUGCUGCCGCAAAGUGUUGGUUUCGCUACUGCCAUUCUCGGCGUGAUUGGAAUGCUCCUCCAGUUCACCAUCUACCCCAGUAUCAACAACCGUCUGGGUACGGCCAAGAGUUACCAGUACUUCUUGACCCUCUUCCCUCUGGCGUAUGCAUUCGCGCCGUACAUUGCUCUGGCUCCGUCGUCCGCACCCCCGCCGGGCCAGGCAAACGGCGGAUGGGUGUGGUUCUCCAUUAUUGUGGUCUUGUUCCUGCAAGUGACCGCACGAACCUUUACUCUUCCCACCUCCAUCAUCCUUCUAAACAACUGCUCUCCGCACCCGUCCGUGCUCGGCACCAUCCACGGCAUCGGCCAGUCUGUGUCCUCGGCGUUCCGUACCAUUGGACCGAUCUUUUCCGGAUCAUGGUACGGCUACGGUCUGGAGAUGGGCAUGGUCGGAUUUGCCUGGUGGCUGAUUGCAUUGGUGUCGGUAUUUGGCUGUGUCGCAGCCAUUUUUGUCUACGAGGGUUCCGGACAUGAAGUCUUCCUUCCAGGCGAGGAAGAAGAGCGGGACUGAUUAAUCUUGCUUGUUUUUUCAUUUCAUUAUUUUCAUCUCAUACUUCACUGCACAGGCGUUUGAAUUGCUUCUUGUACAUAUAUAUAAUGGACCCAUUGCAUAGCGGUGUCCGGACGUGUGCUUUGGAUUGUUACUGGUUUCUGGGAUUGUGAGCGGUU
This is a messenger RNA of Aspergillus welwitschiae, 4202 nucleotides long. RefSeq names its product MFS general substrate transporter. The record is from RefSeq and is a predicted model, not a curated record. The transcript has 8 exons. The coding region runs from base 1 to 4044 and encodes 1347 amino acids. Gene Ontology annotation, biological process: transmembrane transport. Gene Ontology annotation, molecular function: transmembrane transporter activity. NCBI's taxonomy places the organism in Eukaryota, Fungi, Ascomycota, Eurotiomycetes, Eurotiales, Aspergillaceae.